Messenger RNA from Mollisia scopiformis, 789 nucleotides. RefSeq lists its product as uncharacterized. The record is from RefSeq and is a predicted model, not a curated record. The transcript is spliced from 4 exons. NCBI's taxonomy places the organism in Eukaryota, Fungi, Ascomycota, Leotiomycetes, Helotiales, Mollisiaceae. The coding region runs from base 1 to 789 and encodes 262 amino acids.
AUGCUUGCUUCGAAGCCAUUAGAGCUGAUCAACCCUAUCUUGUCUCUUGGUAUUGUUCUGCAAAAAGGAGCGGAGGAACGACAGCAUGACAAUACCACCUGUCCGACCAGAAGCUUCGAAUCCCCUCCCCCCGUCGUGGUCGCCCGACGGACAAGGGAGACGGAAGCACGCCGACUCAAGAAGCCGGCUAAGUCUGCUUUUAGGCAGACCUCUGGCCCGAAGGGACCGAGGAGGGUGAACUGGGAGACCGAGGGUUUCCUGUACAACGAUGUUCGACAUUUCUUUGUCGACAAUACGCCCGAGAGUGUGGCGCGAAUUGGAUACGGAUUCCGAAAGGAGUCGCGUGAAGAUGGGGUGUUUCUGGCACCCACCCGAGUGGGCGCCUACGGACCUAGUGGUCCAAGUGAUUGGUGCCCUCGUCGUGGUUGGGAUACCAGUCUUUGCGGGCCGGUGGCUUCAAGGGUUGAGGGGGGGAGGAAUCAGGGUCUGGAGAUCAUGCGGGGUACAAGUGGAGGAGCUCUUGGUGGUGAGCGGUGUACUUGUGCCCCGUCGGUCCCGCCUGAUUAUGGUGGUGGCUUAUGUGGAGGAUUUCCUUGGCUCGAUGGUGUUGGUGGUGGUGGAGGGCUUGUUCUGGUGUGUUCUGGACUUUGUCGACGGAUCCUUGUGCUGCUCCCGAGAAGGCUCCCUGGAUCUUUCGUUUCUUCGACAUCGUCCGCUUCCAUAUUCUUCUGUCACUUCUUUGCUGUUCAUGGUCAGGGGCGACUUCCUCUUGCUCCCGAGAAGGCCUGA